AAAUCAUGUGUGCAUUGUUUUUCGCUUUCUUUUUAUUCUCUCCUUUAUUUAAAAUUUGGCUAAAGCGAAUUCACGACCCGAAAUGUUCAGCAGUAUUUUCGCGCUUCCUGCCGGCGGUCUGGCCAAGUUCAUCUGGCUCUCAGCAGCCUUCUCCGUCUUCAACACGGUACAGUGUCUUUUGGCACCCUUGGGUAUGACACGCCGUAUUUACUCACGGCAGCCCGAGCAAGUGACCCCCCUGACUUCGCAUGUCUUUGCCGCAUGGACAGCCCUAUCAGCCGUGCUGCGCUACCAGUGCGCGUUCAAUAUGGGUAAUGAGCUUGUUUACGAUAUGACCUUUUGGUCGUAUGUUAUUGCGGGCACGCAUUUUGUCUCGGAGAUUGUUGUUUUCAAGAGCGUCAAGUUCCCAGGGCCUGUUAUUAGCACCUUUUGCGUUGCUGUGACGUGCAUUCUGUGGAUGAUCAAGGACCGCGAUGUUUACAUUCAUUAGGGCUGAUGUUUUGUUUAAUGUUUUUCUAUUUAUAAUGAAUUGAUAGUAACAAAAAGCAU
Messenger RNA from Kickxella alabastrina, 549 nucleotides. RefSeq lists its product as uncharacterized. Bases 83 to 490 code for a protein of 135 amino acids. NCBI's taxonomy places the organism in Eukaryota, Fungi, Kickxellomycota, Kickxellomycetes, Kickxellales, Kickxellaceae. The record is from RefSeq and is a predicted model, not a curated record. Gene Ontology annotation, molecular function: protein-macromolecule adaptor activity. The transcript has a single exon. Gene Ontology annotation, cellular component: endoplasmic reticulum; membrane.